AUGAUAUCUAAUCCAUUACUUAAUUUAAAUUUGUCUAAUGAUGACAUUCAAAAAUCGGAAAAAAAUAAUAAAAGAUUGACAAAGAGUCAAAAAAAGGUGAUUGCUCGUGAGAACAGAAAAUUGAAGUUAAAAUCACAACGUGUUGAGGAAAGGAAAAGACAAAGAAGCCAGGCUUCAUUACAAAGAAAGGAAUUUUUAAAUUCCAUGACUGAAGAUGAAAGACGUUCAUAUAUAUUAAGAGAACGUUUUCUAGAAGAGCAUAAGAAAUUUUUUCUUUCAAAAUUUUCUAUUUCUCAAUUUUCUGAUUAUAAAUUUGAGAAAACAGGUAAUCCACAUAUCUGUUUUAAUUUUAGUUUUGAAAACAAAAUGACUGAAAAAGAAAUGAAUUCUUUAAUUCGCCAGAUCUCGCUUUCUAAUAGUUAUAUGAUGAGAUCUCUAAAGAUUGUUGAUACUGAGAACCCCGAUUCAGAUGCAAUGAAAACUUUAUUGGAAUUAGCUCCUAAUUCAGAAACAUCAAAGUCAUAUUAUAAUAGGUUCAAUUGGAAAGGGUGGGUUGAUUUUCACAUCUCUUCAAUUAAAUUAGAUGAUGAAUUUCACAAAAUAGGUGUCCAAAAGUAUUCUAUGGAUAAAUGGUUUAUGAAAUUUCAUGAAAAGCCAUUUUGGGAAGUUUUUCCUUUAAGUCAAAUAGUAGUCCUUUCUCCUGAUUCAUCAGAAGAACUCGAAGAAUUUGAACCUGAUAAAAUAUAUAUUAUUGGAGGCCUAGUUGACAGAACAGUUACAAAAUAUGAAUCCUUAAAUCAAGCUUUAGAAAAGAAAUGUAUAUGCAAGAAACUGCCUAUAAAAUCGUUAAUUAGCGGUAGAGCUAAUUGUAUCUUAAAUGUAAAUACAGUAGUUGAAAUAUUAAUUAACAGGUAUCACCAAAACGAUUGGAAAACUUCCAUUUUACAAGCUAUUCCUGUUAGGAAAGCUCAAAAUCAUAGUAGAAGAGCCAUUAAAAAACAGAAACUCACAAGUUCAUCAUCUAAUUGA
Molecule: messenger RNA, 1029 nt
Organism: Cryptosporidium ubiquitum
Lineage: Eukaryota; Apicomplexa; Conoidasida; Eucoccidiorida; Cryptosporidiidae
Exons: 1
Coding region: 1-1029 (342 amino acids)
Biological process (GO): tRNA N1-guanine methylation
Cellular component (GO): nucleus
Molecular function (GO): tRNA binding
Source: RefSeq, a predicted model, not a curated record